CAUCCUGUCAAACAGAGGUUACACCAGUCGGGAUUACGCUAGCAAAAAUGUGAUUUUGUACAAACCAAACAGCCAGUUAGGUGUCUGAGUGUGCAUUUGAGUAUCUACUACAUCUGAAUAAAAGCCGCGUGCGCCGAAGCUGCUGCUGUAUUUUCAAGGUUUCCUGUGGAGGUUGUUGGACGGGACAGAGGAGCAUCGACUGAGGUCCCCGGCUCAUAGCUCUACCUCCAUCCCAGAGAUGCUGCCCUGCCUACGGAGAGCUCUACGGCCCGCCCUCUCUCUGAGAGCCGGGGCUGGGCGAACCACAGCCGGACUAAGCAGUCCCCAAACUCCCGCUAUGGCGUCCCCUGUCCGGUGCUCCUCAGAGCCGCCUCUAUACAUGCUGGUGCAGCGGUGUCACCUGGGCACUCACCCGCUGAAGGAGCCCGUGGAGCCCCUUAACUCACCCCGAGGAGCCAAGGAGUUUAUUUACAGCCUUCAUCCGUCUGAACGCACCUGCCUGCUGCGGGAGCUGCACAGGUUCGAGUCCAUAGCUAUAGCGCAAGGGCAGCUGGAGAUUGCACCACCCACUGCAGCACAGUUAAGAUAUGUUCUGCUGCACAACGCGCUCCCUUUCGUUGGAUUUGGAUUCCUGGACAACUGCAUAAUGAUCUUAGCUGGCACACAGAUCGAGUUAUCCAUUGGAGUGAUCCUUGGCAUUUCAACUAUGGCAGCUGCUGCCCUUGGCAACCUGGUGUCUGAUCUGGCAGGACUGGGGCUGGCAGGUUACGUGGAGGCUUUGGCGUCUCGGCUGGGAAUGCAGAUUCCUGACUUAAGCCCCAAACAGGCUGACAUGUGGCAGACCAGAGUCAGCUCUCACACGGGUAAAGCCAUUGGUGUUGGCAUUGGCUGUAUCCUGGGCAUGUUCCCGCUCCUGUUCUUCAAAGAUGAUGACGAGAAGAAAGAGGCUCAGGCGGAGGCGAAGGAGAAAACACAGCCACCGCCUGCUCCAACAGAGAGCAGCAAAAACUGAUACUAACCACCUCACUGGAGACAGAUCCUAUUUCAAACUCAUUAGAAUACUUUAAAUUGAGACUGGUUGGUGGACUGGAGGGUAUGGAAAUGUCACUGAACUUUUAAAAAGUUGCUCUGACCAGGACUUUGGAUUUGAUUGUAGACUCUGAACUGAAGCACAGGGACCUGAACAUCUUAUGGAGAAACGAGAGGAGACUGAUUCACUGGACUGCUGCUACUCCGACUAUCGCACCGUGACCUCACUUCUGUUUAACCAAGCAACACCGGCUGAAACCCAUCUAUCCAGGAGACUCUGCAGCGGCCUCUUUCUCUCCUCUAUUCCCAGUCUGUUUAGCAUAAAUAUUUAUAUCACACAUAAAGGUAAGUGACAGUUUGCAGGUCCCAAAAUACAACCAUGAACUAAUGCAAGAAAGAGCACAUUCAGAACAAAAUCUGCAACCUCGUUUGACAUUUUAUUUAUUUAUUCUUAUUUCCAUUGUCAUUAAGUCUUAUAACUUACACGUGAAGACUGAACGGAGAGGCAGUUUCAUCAGGGUCACAACCAUGCUUUAAAACGUUUUCAGAGAGGUCAAAGAAAGGGUCACAUCUGCACAGGAAGACGGACCCUUCCACAUCACAUACAUUGUUUUUAAGUUUGACAAGCAUGUCUGCAUUUUGAUGAUGUCAGUGUCUUAAAAGUGUCUUGCAAGCCUGCCUGAUUUACACGCUAUGACAAGUCUCUUUUAGCAGGCACAUGCUAGCUGCCUCUUUAGAGUUUUAUGUCUGUUUUUAUUUACUGCUUCGGGAUAUUGUAUGCUUUAUAAUAACAAUCCAAAGAAGUAGAAAUGUUUGAGUAUACUGUAUGUUGCCAGCUAGGUGCACUUCAACAAAAUCUUGAUUUUUGUUAAAGGAAGGUUUGUUAUGAGCUCAAAAAAAUAGAACAGUAAGGAGAGAAGCUAGGUCAGAUUAGUUAAUUUAUGCAAUUAGAGGUGGUUCCCACCGAUCGGUCCUGUUCAGUUUGGCAUGGUAUGCGUUUAUGUGCGUUUCCAUUAUCAAAAAUUGGAAAAUCCCACGUUAGUGACCCGUGCUCUCCUACUCUUUUGGCACCAUUCUGUAGGUGUGCCGAGUUUACAUAUCCAUCCCAAAAGGGUGGAGCUACACAUGCUGCAGGCCAUUGAUUGGUUGGAAGAAUUAACCCUUCCUAUUUGACAGCAGUAAUAAUGGACAAACACAAAACCUGCAAUGUGUAGAUAUCCUGCAGACUUUUGAAGAGUAAUUCAUAAUUUUUGUCUCAACAAUACAAGGUUACCAUUCUCAACAAAGCUCACGACUUUUAUUGCAGCCUGCAGCUUUCUCUCAAACCAAGCUAGUCUUCUAUACUUGUAAUAAAUAGGACUAUGCCAAGGAAGAACCCAAAACACAGCAUGUCCUCCAUUGUUGCCAUUUGUUUAUCGAGUUGCAUUGUUCUCUUUCAUUGAAUUCAUCGACAGGCUACACUGUGAUGUACUGCUAUUAUGUCACACUAUUGCAUAGCUGACCCAGCUUUCACUUAGAGGUGGGAGAAAACAUUGAUUCUUAGAUUCAUCGUGAUUUGGAGGUAGACAAUUCUGAAUCAAUUCAUAAAUGUCCCAUAACUGAUAUCUUAAAUAUUUAAUAUAGUGGGAGCAAGCGCAUCGCAGCAAGGUUUAGUCUACCAGUUGUCCAUCUGGGAAAAAGGAUAUUUUUAUGUCUGUCAUUUCAGAUAUUCUACAAGGAAAGGAUGCUGCUACCUUUGGUUCAGUGCAACUGUAACUUUCCAGUAUACACACAUCUCCCUUUAGAGGAUAGUGGACAUUCAAUUUAUCUUUUUUUUCUAAACAAAAAAUGCAAUAUUUUUAUUAUUUUGGACACAGUGAGAACAACAGAAAUGUAAAAUAAAAAGCAUUAAUAAUCGAUUGAGAAUAAAAUUGUAGCCCCAGGAAUAGUAAUUGACUUGAAUCCUGAGGUAAAGAUUCUGACCUCUACUGUCAAGUAAGAUUACAUUUUCAAGAUUUUCUGUACCAAAAUGAACUGGACUGGUUCACUGGACGAAACCAGACCACUUGGUGGAAACGCACAAAGAAAGGCAAAGGAAGAAAGGGAAAGCAAGAUUGAGAAAGAGAGGGGGAUAGCAUGAAAAAGAGAAAAACAGAGGGGGAGGGAGAGAGAAACAUAAAAGUCAUAAGAAAGAGAGAAAGAGAGAACAAAGAGAGCAUGAGUGGGAGUAGCUAUGGCAGCUAGAUGAGAAAUGCUAUUACUGAAACACCUGAGAACUCAAGUCCAUCUGCACAAAUGUUCAAGCUCCAAUUUAGUGUGAUUAAUCUCCUCCAGCCCUGCAUCAAUUGAGCUGCAGAUAAACAACAACACUAAUCAUUCUUAUGAGUAGAAAGCACAGUUAUAUUUGUCAAGUUUUAGGCCGGAAUAACUCAUAAUUAGGGAGGCCAACACGGGUUCAGAUUUUGUAGACAAAAACAUACAAUAGCUGUUGUGAUAUCUCUAGUGUGUGGUGCUCUUGUACUGCUACACAGCUUAUUCAUAUCCUUUCUCCUCUGCUGCCCUCCACUGGCUGACAUUUAGAGACAUGUGUUUCUUUCAGCGUAUUUCUUAAACUGUUGCACACUUCUGGCACUGAAUCUCUCUGUUUUCUCUGAACACCCUCCAUGUCUGGCUGCUAAGCUCCUCUGAUGUACUUUUUGGUUAUUCCUCUUAGUAUUUGUUCUUUUGGGAUGUAAAUUGGUUAACAUUUUGCAUGAAACAAAAACCCAAAGAGGAUUUAGUUCAAUGACAAUACCAUCCUCCUAAGCCCUAUUCCACCUGACACUGUCUCGUUUUUCUGCAAUUUGUUUGGCAGUUAUUUCAUCUCAUUAGUUAAAACUGAAGGCUGAGUUCUUUCUUGAGAGGAAGCAGCCAUGUGUUAGGAAAUUAAUUUCUUUUUUCUAAUUUUUUUUUUAUAUAUAUAUAAUCACACUUGUGUGGAUGUAUGUUUCACCGCCUAGGCUCUUAAUCUCAAAGAAUAAUCUUGAAAAUACAAACAUUUGUUAGCACUAAAGACCUCUGUGGGUAUAUUUUCAGCAGCAUACUUCGACAUUAAUGACUCUAUGUUACAACCCAACACUAAGGUUACUGAUCAUGCGCUCAAAACUUGAGAUUAUACAAGCACUUAACCUGUAAAAGAUUAUUUAAACAUGGAUAACCGUGAUCUUUAAGUGAGAUAAAGAUGAAGAAAAUGUACAGAGUUGAAUAUAUUAAUGUAGAUAGGGGUUUUGAUCUGAUUGCUUGAUUUCCAUCCUGCAUGCACUGCUAAUAAAAAGAUAUUGUACAUGUUUACUUUGUAAGGAUACUAAAAAAAUUGAGUAUGUUCUAAAUAAAGCACUGCAGGACAAAAUGAAUCACAGCUGGUGAUAACACAUGAUUAUUGUAAUAAAAACAUUUGAAGGUUGUCUAAUCCUUGACAAAGCACAAAGAAUAUCAUGUGUUGCUCUUUCAAAACAGUGAUUUCCAUUAUGAUUUGCACAUAGGAUUUGUCUGUUUGCUGAGGUUUGGCAGAAAGAUACAGAGUCAUCUGGUGGACUGUUAACUGGAUAAUGCAGUGAGGAGAUAUGGCUGUUAAGGUGGAUGCUGCAAAGAGCAGUAUGAAAUGAGAAAACUCUGAUUUUCUAACUUUAGCAAACAUAGCUUAAUCUAAGUAACUGAUAUAGAUUUUUUUGCAUUGGCUUUAGCUAUGUUAUUUAUGUUGCUAUGUUACCCACUUAGCUAACUUAGCUUCAUUACUUUUAGAUUUAGCUAUGUAGCUACGUAACCUACUUAGCUUAUGUAGCUAAUGUAGCUUUACUAGCUUUAGAUUUAGCUGAGUUGGCUACAUAGCAAUGUUUCCUAUGUAGCUUACAUAGCUUUGUUUGCUUUUGCUUUAGCUAAGUUAUUUAUGUAACAUAGCUUCAUUACCUUUAGAUUUAGCCAUGUAGCUAUGUUUCCUAGGUAGUUUACAUAGCUUUGUUAGCUUUAGCCUUAGCUUUGUUAGCUGCGUUAGAGUGUUUUCACCUAGGAAAAGCUUCUUUUUUUCCUGUUAGCAGGCUGUUUACUCAGUUUUGUUAAGCCCUUAAAGCCUGUUGUAUCAUAUUUGAUAAAUACUUUUAUGAUACCUCAACCUAAUCAAUAUGAUCAAUAGACUACAAAAAAAAAUCGGAAAAAUGAUUUUUAAAA
Cheilinus undulatus (humphead wrasse) is the source of this 5211-nucleotide messenger RNA. Its product is annotated as transmembrane protein 65-like. NCBI's taxonomy places the organism in Eukaryota, Metazoa, Chordata, Actinopteri, Labriformes, Labridae. Bases 239 to 1012 code for a protein of 257 amino acids. Gene Ontology annotation, cellular component: mitochondrion. Gene Ontology annotation, biological process: cardiac ventricle development; regulation of cardiac conduction. The transcript has 8 exons. The record is from RefSeq and is a predicted model, not a curated record.